Pocillopora meandrina is the source of this 2202-nucleotide messenger RNA. The record is from the annotation of a GenBank genome assembly. Lineage: Eukaryota; Metazoa; Cnidaria; Anthozoa; Scleractinia; Pocilloporidae.
AUGGAAAGUAAAGGAAAAGGAGAGAAAGCCUCUUUGGUUUCUUCACCGAAUUUUAAAUCCACUUUGUGCCAUCCAUCGAAACUCGCUUUCAAAGCGUACUUUCUCUUCUUCUACGCCGCCGUUGGAAGCUACUUUCCGUAUUUGAUGCUCUUUUUUAAGCAGCUGGGAAUGAGCGCUGCAAAGGCUGGAAUUCUGAGCGGAGUUAAACUGUUCUCUGAAUUUAUCGGCGGGCCGUUCUGGGGAACAGUCGCUGAUAAAUUUAGAAUUCGAAAGAUCAUUUUAUUCGCGUCUCUUGUGUCAUUUUCUUCAGGAAUUUUAUUGUUUAUGCCUUUUCCACCGAGAAAUCAAGAGUGUAUCGAGACAAGAGCGAACGGUACAGUGAUCGAAACACCGCUGAGUUUUACCACAGGAGAAAUACGAUACGAUAAAAGUCAUGAAGACGAGGAACAAAGCGAGGAAGAUGGCGGGUUUCUCAACCAUGCAGGUCAUUCAAAUUUCACCCGUCGUAUCGACGAAACCGAGAUUUCACAGAUAUUUACAACUUUUUUAAUUAUUACCAUUAGCAGUCAAAUCGUCGGCUCAGUAGUAUUCAAUAUGCCUGAUGCGUUGGUCGCGGGUUUCCUCCAAGAGGGCAUCAGUACGUUCGGAUACUAUCGGGUAUGGGGCGAAGUUGGAGUCGCUAUUGGUUCGUUCGUUGUCGGAGGUGUCAUCAACUUUUACCAGUCGGAAGUGUGUGGCGAGAUCGUGAAAAACUACUUCGUUUUAUUUUAUUUUUUUGCUGGGUUUAUUUCAUUAGCGAUGUUCACCCUAAUUUUCCUUGAGGCGACAUAUCCGGAUGAGGACACUAAUGAUUCAAACUUGUGGCUUUUAGUAAAAGAACUUAUGCUCUUUCAUAACGCCAUGUUCGUGGUUGUAGCUUGCUUCUUAGGCGUCCUCGUAGGUUUAAACGAGUUUUUCGGUCUGUGGUACUUAGAUGAUCUGGGAGCAGAACCCUACAUGUUGGGCCUGGCUUCCGGUUUGCGAUACACAGUCGCCACAUGCGGGUACACUCUCUCUAGAAUAGUUAUAGACAAAUUCGGACACACAUGCACCAUAGCAGUCUGCUUGCUGCUCUACAUUGUUGAUUACAUGAGUAUGUCGUUCGUUCGGAACCCCUGGCUGGGCGUGGCACUGUUUAGCGCUCAGGGCUUCUUAUACGGAACCAGCUGGUCUGCCUGUGUGGUUUUUGGUGGUACUGUGUCACUGCGAGUUGGUUUUUAUUCAGCAACCCAAGGUAAGUGAAUCAGCGACUGGAGUAACUUUGAGUGUAGAAGGUUACCUAAGAUUGGGUUUAGUUUUAAUUCAUAAGAUUACCUUAGCAACGACACAGCUUCUCGGAAAAAAUCGUCAUUUUAGCGGCAUGUGCUUGAAACUGGAUAACGAGUUUGGCGACCACAUUUUAAUUUUGCUCAAUUGCAACUAAAAAAAAAAUUCGUCUUAAUCCUUUAACUCCCAGAUCAAAUUUUUAAUUCUCCUUACUGUCAACCAUACAAUUCUUAAGAUGUCAGUCCAGAGAAUUUAGUAUUGGAUCAACUAAUCAUCCCCAAAUCGACAUGUUUCUUUAUUUUUAUCACUUUUCUGGUUGAUCCUAUAUUGAUAUUGUAAGGAGAAAUUCUGUCUUGGUCAGUCAUGGGAGUUAAAGGGUUCACGCAGAGUUGAAAAUUACCAACAGUUCAGAGCCACCUCAAUAAUUCUGAUAUCAUUUUCAAGGAAACGAACGCACAAGUAUGGUAGUAUUUAGAAAUCAAAGAAUCUGGCUUUAUAUAAAAAUAACGAAGCACGCAAAAUGGCUGUGACAUCCUUGUUCCCAGGGCCCUCUCUCUUCCUCCCUAGAAGGAGAAAGAGAGAGGACCCUGGGAACGAGGUCAAACAGUUUCGUGCUUGGCAUGCGCAUGCCUUCGUUUCUAACUUCAUAUUUCUUUGCCAUCAGGCGUCCUUGGCGGAGUUUACUGGGGCUUAGGAGUCGGCACAGGUGUUCUUCUCAGCGGUGUUCUGAUAAACUGGCUCGGCGUUGCCAAGACCUAUUUUGUUUACUCUGUGGUGACAUUUAUAGUUUUAGUUCCUUUUUCACUGGCUAACUUUUGGAUCAGAUCGAAGGAUGAGAGAGGGAACAGUGACCAAGAAUAUAAUUUAUUGGCGAAGGAGACAGAGGAAAACCACUGA